AUGAUGUCUAUCUCGGUUAGUUUAUCAGUUUGUGAAUUGGGGGGUUUUUUUUGAUUCAUAUUCAGUUUUUUUCCAGGGAGAUCAUUUUACUUUGCAGUUGGGAUUUUUGCGAAAGUUGGCCAAAACGCUCCUUGAUGUACCAGAAAAAGAUUCCGAAAGUCUCAACCUGCACAAUUCUCUAGUUUUUGAGAAGUAAGAGCUUGAAGCCAUUUGAGGAUUUUCUAUGACUUUGAAAAUUCCUUUCCCGAAAAAUAGGAAGUCUAGCAGGUUGAAAUUUUCAAAAUUUUGAUGUGACACAUCAAGAAAUUUUCUGACUAAUUUUGAGGAAAUUCCCAGCUACAAAAAAAAACCGGACCUCCCCUUCAAUUUAAAGGGUAAAAAAACAUUUUUUUUUUAAUUGGUCUCAGUUUUUAACAAGUCUUAGUUAUCUUAAGAAUGACAGACGUCAAAGAUUCUACUACAAACAUGGGACAAUGUUCAUUAAAGACGAUCAAGACCACCGCACAAAACCGAAAAUAACUAUACCGACGAUCAAGUUCAGUUUGAAUUUUGUACGAAAAACUCUAAUUUUUUUCAGGCUUGAAAAUAGUGUUUUGGAACCGAUGAAUGGUCUUGAAGAGGAAGUAUUAUCAUUUGAUGCUUACACCGAAGAGAAGGGAAUGGAUGAGAACAUCAGAAGAAUCAGGUUUGGAGUAUCUUCAGAAAAGUUUUCUUUUCUCGCAUAAUUCUUUUUACGACAACUAGAAAACAUUUUUCCACCGGCUGAACUUCCGAUGAAACUUGACAUGAACUUGCAAGGCCACCUGAAUCCAGAACAAGGAAAAUAUUCUCGCGGUAGAUCUUUUUUUUUCGAGUUGUGAAGCUUCAAAGUCUGCGAAAUACACAAAUUAUGGAAAAACACUAUUUCAAGCUUUUUGAAGCGUUUUAAUUCGAAAAAUAGAUCAAUUGCGAUCAUGUUUCUUUUUUUUCUGCCAUCAGUUGGUUCUAGAAAAAACAAGCGAAGUUUCAUCAAAAGUUCAAGGGGGGGCGGGGCAACAACGUUUCCUAUUAAGAAAAUCGUUCCCUAGUAAAAAAAAAACCUGAUUUUCUUUUUAGGAACUGCUUUCUAUUUUCCUCAAAUUUAGGGGCAGUUCGGAAAAUAGAAACUCUACGAAAAGAAGACCGAAAUAAAAUAACUCAGGAAAUAUCGCUUGGAAUACCAUCUGGCAGAUGGAAGCGUCGCAAUAGAGGAAAUGUCGCCAACAGAUAGAAAGGUAAUUAACACGAAGCUGGACAAAUUGCACCAGCCUUCUAACGCAGACGCCAUCGCAAUUAAUCAACGACAAAGCGGUGGCCCACCUUCGCUGGAGCGACUUUAACGUUGGCAACAGCGUCACAAUACAAGAAAAGUCCUAUCGAAUAGUCGGCUGUGACCAGAAAACGAGGGUAAUCGAAAAAUGAAAGCAAAAUAAUUUUUUUAAAGGAUUUUUUCGAGAGCAAAGGGGUUGACAUCAGACAGAAUGAAGAAUUGCCGAACAGCUCUUGGGCCGUCGAGAAGGUAUUGACGGCCUCUGAGCCGAGGUCGCGCCAGCCAAAUCGCAGAAACUUGCCGCCUCCGGCUGUUCUCGUCUUUCGAUGCUAUUGGCUGGACGGCUCCUUGGAGAAGCUGGGAGCGCUCUCCAGAAGAAUUUUCAAGUGAUUUUCAUACCGUCUAAAAUAUAACAUGAUUCAAAGAAAAGAUGGCAAAAAAUGCGUUUAAAAAAAUCCACAUGUUUCUACUUUCGUGACCAUAAACUUUUAUGAUUCUACUAGAGAAAUGAAGUUUCGCAGGAAUUCGAAUUCGACCAACUUAGAAUGGAAAUGUUCUAAAAUGAGUUAAAGUUCAAAAACACAUAUUAUUGGAUUAAUUUUUGGGGUUUUUCUCUCAAUGAAGGAAAAUUUCUCUCACAAAAUGAUUUUCGAAAAUCAAAACUAAACUUCAAGUUAAACCAGUUUGCGGAGAGUUUUCUGUUUCGAUUGAUGACGUCACAUGAAUUUUUCUUGAAUUUAAUGAUAACUUUUUGGUCGUUGAAAACUUCGGAAACUCCAACCCGACAGAAUGAAAUAAAUGAUUCCUUGAUCCUUCACCCGAAAUUAAAUCUGAUAUUUGUUCAUUUUUCUGUUUCAAACAUCUCUUUUUGUAUAUUUCCAUUAAAAUGAACUGAUUUUUUUUCAGGAUGUUCGUGUAUCCUGUAGACGAUACUGUGGCAAUGCUUGAGGAAACUGUUGGAUACGAAGGCCAGAUUUUUCUCAAGAGGAUAAAAAUCCCUCAUCCCAAGGAAAAAUGUAGGUUUCUGGUUCGAAUUUGAUCCAAAAAAAUGCUUUGAGCGGAGGAACGAAGCUUCUACCGUUGGUGGGAGUACUCCCCGGAUGCUUGGAUCGACGUUUUCUGUCGUCCGAUGCACAUCUUUGAGUGUGAGGGGAAAGAAACUCUGCAGUAUUUUGACGGGAAAGAAACAUGUGAACAGGUUGUGAAACUUCGAUGUGCAAUGGUAAGUUAAAAAAUUUUUAUUUUUGAAACAGAAAAAUCACAGGUGAACCCCCCGAAAUCCUCCCAUCCACCAACUUUUAUCUUACUCUAUGAUAAGGCCAAAAAACUAGCUGAUGUCUACGAAGAAGGAAACUUGCCUUGGUCACUUCAUUGUAAUUUUCUCGAAAGAGUUUCUACAAACGGCUUGAGGUCCGGACACGUGAAAAGAAUAUAUUCAAUGCAUCAGUUUCAGCGAUUCGACUUUUUCUCCCGGCAACUCGGUAGAUUUGGGUGGCCGCAGAUUUCACAUUCUUCAAGCAGCUACUAGCGAUUGA
Messenger RNA from Caenorhabditis auriculariae, 2823 nucleotides. Lineage: Eukaryota; Metazoa; Nematoda; Chromadorea; Rhabditida; Rhabditidae. The record is from the annotation of a GenBank genome assembly.